AGCAGCAGCAACAAAGCCAACAUCAUCAGCAAUGAGUAAGAAAAAGCUAUCAGGCUCUUCCUCCACCUCAUCAUCUGGCAGAGGCAAUUUUGUCCGUCAGAAGAAGUUACCCCUACAGAUAGCAUCGGAGGAAAAUGCUGCAAACCAAACCUGUCAUAGUGUUGACAACAGUUUCCGACCAAACGACAGUAACCCGCAUAUCCUGAAAUGGUUGCAGAAGAAAGACAAAGACCUCUGGCAACAGGAACGAGAGAUGAAGGUGAGAAAGAAGCUGGAAACUGAGAACAGAAAACUCGAUGCAGCCUUCAAAGCAGAUCGUCAGCUCUGCUCGAGUGCAGCAUUUGAAGAGUGGAUGCAUCACAAGGCAAAAGGAAAGAGCUCCAUUGACGUGUCACAGGAGCCAAAACAAAGCCCAAAACCCACAUAUGGGUUUCCGUUUAUGAGUAAGGAACAGCAUGAGGGUGAAGGUGAUGACGAUGCUGGUGUUCAAGAGCAGACGUUGUCUGCUCCUCAGAAGGGUUCAGGUUUUGUUAAAGCAGGCAAAAGUUUGUUGCAUGAGGAGAAUCUUGAAGUGAAUUUCUAGAGGAUGACAAACCUUCAGAAUUGGCAAACAAAAAACCCAGUUUCCAACUUCACAUCAAGUCAAGCAGAGACUGGAACAGAUGUUCCUCUUGAUAAUCCUGAGAGUUCAACAAGAUUUGCUGACUGUGGUGUUGAUCAAAAUAAAGAGGAACUUGAAAUAGCUAGCAAGACUGAGAAGCAAAUGAAGAGGUUAGUGUCAGAACACAAGAAAUCCAGUUUAAUAUUCCAGCAACCAGAUGAGGACAAUGGUAGAAAUCAGGGAAAAGAACAAAGUUUCUAUGGGAAGCCAGAAUCACAGUCAUCAUCACCUCCAACUCCACUGCCACUGGUAAUGAAGAAAUCAACCACUAGACCUAAAACUGCCCAUGGACGCCGAUCAAGGUGCUCUGCAGCAACAAGCAGAGAUAAAUGUCUUGUAUCCCCUCAACUCAUGCCACUUAUCAUAAUUUCAAUCCACAGAUAUACAGAAAAUACUUGUCCCCAUCUAGCUAUGCCACUUUGAACACUAUAGACACAAGCUGUCUAACCCAAAUGCACAGAUUCAUGAAAGAUACAUAUUUCGCCUUACCUUUAUGACUCCCAUCUCUAUAUACACAAGUUAUCUAACGGGAAUAUCCAGACAUGAAAGAAAGGAAUGUCCUGUAUCCCCACCUGUCCGUACCACUUCUAAUAUUAAAGACACCAGUUGUUUAACCUAAAUAUCUAAAUAUGCAAGAAAUAGAUGUUCUGUGUCCCUCAUAUCAUUUCCAUCUCUAUAGACACAAGUUAUCUAACCUGAAUGCACAGAUAUGUAAGAGAGGAGUAUUAUGCAUCACUCUUGCCUCUAACACUCUCCUCAUUAUAGGUAUAUACUAUUAUGAAAUCUGGAUAUACAUAUUAUAUGUAACAGCCAAACCUGUAUCACAAACACAUGGAUUCCUCUGCAGUCUGCAGAAAUGGUAAACAAUUCAGUUAGGAUCAGAUGUUGGUUCCCUUUAAAGCCUCAAAAAA
This is a messenger RNA of Octopus sinensis (East Asian common octopus), 1572 nucleotides long. RefSeq lists its product as uncharacterized. NCBI's taxonomy places the organism in Eukaryota, Metazoa, Mollusca, Cephalopoda, Octopoda, Octopodidae. The transcript is spliced from 2 exons. Bases 32 to 583 code for a protein of 183 amino acids. The record is from RefSeq and is a predicted model, not a curated record.